This is a messenger RNA of Bolinopsis microptera, 3197 nucleotides long. Its product is annotated as signal transducer and activator of transcription 5A-like. The transcript is spliced from 17 exons. Lineage: Eukaryota; Metazoa; Ctenophora; Tentaculata; Lobata; Bolinopsidae. Gene Ontology annotation, molecular function: RNA polymerase II cis-regulatory region sequence-specific DNA binding; DNA-binding transcription factor activity, RNA polymerase II-specific. Gene Ontology annotation, biological process: regulation of transcription by RNA polymerase II; regulation of cell population proliferation; cell surface receptor signaling pathway via JAK-STAT. The record is from RefSeq and is a predicted model, not a curated record. The coding region runs from base 252 to 2705 and encodes 817 amino acids.
AGUAUUUCUGAUAUCCUAGCAUGUCGAGAUUCCUGCUUGAUGGAAAAGUUCACCAAAAGUUCAUGACGUUAUCUUGGUAAAAAAGACAGGAACUUCGUACCAAUCUCCACUAUUGAUGUGAUAGUUACUUUAGUUUCAGAUCGGACAGGAGUGUAAUCAGUUUUGAGAAGAGAAGUGCAAUCUCUGACAGGGCACUAAGGCAGCUAGCUCUUUAGAGACCAGGAAUAAAGAGAUAUAGCAGAAAGUGAGAUAUGGCACAAUGGGGAGCUCUCGUGACCCAGCCUAACAGAGCUUUACAACUCUACCGAGACAAGGACUUUCCUCUCGACGUUCGGCACCACCUGGCUCAUUACAUCGAAUCCAGGUCUUGGAUGUCGUUACCUCCAACACGAGCUCAGGAGGAACUAGCUGGCCUUAUCAACGCUCUCGACGCUAAGGUGGUUGAGCUGCAGAAUACUGGUCAGUUAGAUCUGGUUUUGGCGUCCCACAAGUUAUCACAGUGCAGAGCUCAGCUUAUUAACUUGUACGGUAAAAACCCUGUUCUUCUUCUUCAGACUCUCAGCAUGCUCCUUCAAACUGAACACAAACUAUUAACAGAAGAGUUUCAGCAGCAGUGCAUGUCACCUAUGAGUGGUCCCAUGACCCCACUCAGUGCACCUAUGACCCCUGACAUGAACCAGUCCCGAUCCGGAGGACUCCCUGCCAUUUCCAAUACCCUCACUAAUCUGGAUAGUUGGGGGCAGAGUGCUAACAUUAUAUGUCAGUACCUUGGGAACACCAAAGACGUGUUGAACAAAAUGUCGCCCAACAAGAGAGUAGCGAUGCAGAGCAAGAUGAAGCGACUGCAAGGAAACCUGGACAAACAUCUCCAAACUAUCGAGCAAGCUCGACGGUAUUUGAGGAGCAGUAUUGAGACUACAGUGGCCAAGUUGUGCGUACAGAACGAGAUGAUAUUGCAGAAUAUCACUGAUUAUAAGCUGUCUCAACGUCGUGCGCUUGUAAGAUUUGAAGCUCAAGUGAAUAUAAACGACGUAGAAGCUAGAGUUAAAAGUCACGUGGUUGAACUAGAAACCUGCUUGCAACAGAUUCGCCUGGCUGUGCGGCACUACAACACCGUAAAAGACAUCAGCUCCAACAGUCCAGACGAAUCAAUGACCAUCAUAUCACUCCGAGAUAAGGUUGUAAACCUUAUCAAGAACCUAGUAAGCAACGCAUUGGUUAUUGAGGAGCUGCCCUCGGCUAUUCUUAAGAAAGACACCAAGUUCGCAGCUACUCUUAGACUGUUGGUUGGCGGACAUUUCGGUAUCAAGAUGAACCUACCAGAGGUCACGUGUACGCUAGUGUCCUUCUCCCAGAUACAGGACAUCCUGUCUGGAGAGGUGCUACCUAACAAGACCGGCUGUGGUGACAUCCUCAACGGGAGCAAUGUCAUGGAGCAUCACCCCUCCACCAACUCAGUCAAACUCUUCAUGAAGAAACUCAUGCUCAAAAAGUACACGAGAGCGUCUUCAGCGGACAAGGCGGGGGAGGAGAGGUACGGACUAUGUUUCACCUCCACACUCUCCCUCCACCUAGCGGAGGAGCAGAGUAUCACUCUCUGUACCAUCAGUCCUAGUUUAGCUCUUAUUGUUCACACCAGACAGAUAGCAUUAGCGGAGGCAACAGUGAUCUGGGACAACUCCUUUUGUCAAAACGGUGAGAAACCAAUCGAAGAAGUCACUUGGGCCCAACUUGGCAAAGUUUUGUCGUCCUGGUUCAAGAUGCAGACUGGGAGAGGUCUCUCCGAUAACAAUGUUAGGUGUUUGGGCCGGAAACUCUUGCGGAGUGAUCACGUGUCAGACAAGGAUACUGUGUCGUGGAAAGUGUUUGCUAAGGAGAACCAAGCAGACCGAGCGUUUUCAUUCUGGGACUGGGUCUACAGUGCCUACGAUCUGAUAGACAAGUGUCUGAGGGACUUGUGGAAGGAUGGGCUGGUUGAAGGUUUCAUCAGUAAGGAUGAGGUGCAGAGUCUGUUAUACAAGUGUGAACCUAAUACCUUCAUCUUAAGGUUUAGUGACAGCAUGGUAGGGGGUAUAAGUGCCAGCUGGUUACACCAAGAACCAGGCGGGAGAUCUCCGGGUGAGAUACUCCAUCUGGAGCCCAGCACCCACCGGGGCUUGUCUUACAUAUCUCUGGCAGAGCGCAUUAUGGGGCUCCCGGAUUUGAAAGUUCUGUAUCCGAAUAAGCCGAAGAAUCAAGUUUUCUCUAAGUACAUACAGAAACGUGAGAUGGGAGCUUCCGACACGGCAUAUGUUAGACAGAACAUCAGCGUGUCAGUAGAUCUACCUAGACAUCAUUCUGCGCCGUUACUUAGCAACGAUUCAAGUUUUGGCAGCACGUUAAACUCACCCUGCACCCCCUACCUGGACGAUGACUUGUUUGACUCGCUCGACUGCUCCGACUUUAAUGUUUCACCUACUGCAGCACAUGAGAUGCCGGAUGACCAGUACCCGAACCCGCACUCUGACUCCACCAUCUACACUCAUCCUGAUAGCAUGUUGACCGAGUCCAGCAUGUACUCCGUCGGUGACAUCGAACCUUCACUCGCUGAACUCGAUCUGGACUCACUUAUCAACACUGCUCAGAAUAAUCUGAACUCGAUAAGUAACAUUAACAACGGGAAUUCGAGUACUGAUCAUGACAUGUUUUUUGGGGAUCAUUGGUGACGUUUUGGAUGUAAGAUUACGUCACGUGAGGAAUUGAUGACGUCACGUGAGGAAUUGAUGACGUCACUUGAUGAUUGAAAGAAUGAUUUUGACAUUGUAAGGAUACGUGACACCCUGAGUUCUUUUGUGGGUUUUAUUUGAUUUUGAUGGGAAUUUUCUGCUUGUUUCUUCUUUUUUGCUCAUUUUAUCUGUCGGCUUACGGCUAGAUCUGUUUUAUUCAUGUGUGCAUCUAUUAUAAUCGACUAAGCCAGACUGGGCUUAGACAUACAAUUACAUCUGUCUUCUGUAUGUAUCUACCGUCCGGGCGUGACAUAGUCGAAGUACUAUAAUUUUUUGUGGAACAAAGCUGUUUAAAUUCCAUGUUUUUUUGUACAAUUUUGUAAAAUAGUUUUUUGCGAAACGAUUUCAAAUGUUUAUAUCCACAGAAUGUGCUAUUAAAAUGGAAAUAAUUAACAAUUAUCUUUCAAUUCAAUGUUGCAAUGUUACAAGGUA